This is a messenger RNA of Amoebophrya sp. A25, 3488 nucleotides long. NCBI's taxonomy places the organism in Eukaryota, Dinophyceae, Syndiniales, Amoebophryaceae. The record is from the annotation of a GenBank genome assembly.
CCUUAAUACGUGGAAGCAUUCCACAGUAUCAGCAUCUAGUAGGAGGUGGUGGAGGUGGUGCACACACGAAGAUGAGCGGUCGUCCUUUACUGGCACAAAGACGCGCCAGUGCUAUGGCUGCGAUGUCAUCAAGCCAGUUCAGUUCCUUGACCUCCAGUGGGGCGACCAACUGGAAUCAUAAUCCAGCAAAUGCACCAUCAAGUCCUGCAGUAACUCUUGCGGCCGCGCAAAAAUGUCGCAGGGCUUCCCAAAAUGCCAAUAACAAGUCGUCCAACUAUUAUUCCACUAAAACUACCAUUGAAGAAGCCAAGAAAAAAGACAGCACAGCCGAAGACGGUGGUCUUCUUUCUCUUCAUCCGACUUUGGUCAAUCGUCUUGCACCUAAUGAAAAGCGGCAGCUGGAGAGACUAGCGUCCAAAAUGAUGGAACAGACUGGUGGAGAGGACGCUAGCGCUGGUGAAGGGGGAGACGGAGCGGGUGGUGACACUGCAGGAGCUACUGGCAAGCCGCGUGAACAAACAGAUCAAAGCGUAGUCGCUCAAGAACAAACCGCGGACGAUAUCUGUGCAGAUGAGGAUGACGACGAUGAAGGGGAAGAAGACUCGUCAUCUUCUUCUGGUAGUCGUUCCGGACAUUCCCCCUCAAACGACGGCUCUAGCGGUAGCGGAAGUAGGACCACAUUAGGAGCUCAACAACAUCAACAUCAAGAUGAACAUUCUAUAGUAGGCAAUAAUCAACUUCAACUGAGAACCGUGAACAUCAGCAGUGAUGUUGUGCAACAAGAAGAACAAUUUGAAUGCCGCCAAGCACAGGAGAGCCUUGACGGUUUGGAAAUGGUAGAUGACUCUCCUGAGGAAACAAUCUCGAUAACCUAUGAGGUCUACGUGCAAAUCCAAGAGAAGAUCAUUCUAGUGGUGUCGAAGUUUAGAACCUUCGAGACGGACUACAACGUGUUGCAGUUCGGACUCACCUGCUACAUUUUGGUGUCCGGAAUAGUAGCCAUCAUGUUCAAUCAGCAACUGAUGGAUGCAGAUGAUUCAACUCGUCAGAGUGGAGGUGAACCCGUGUUGAGAGUUCUUUCUGCAUUUGGUAGACCUGGAGGUAGUGCAGAAGUUCCGUCUACACCUGCGGCAUCUGGUGUCUCUUUGACAAGGCGGUUUGGGCAUGAAAUAACACUUGAUGAAGCUACUACUAGCUCGGGGACGAGAAGACUACAACAUCUCAAAAACUCAACAAGUUUGUUGGCACGAAACUCGGAGUCUAGCUUCAGAGACGAAAGAAGAACAUCAAGACUCUCCUGGGAUUACGAAGACCUGCUUUCUUCGUCGCAAAAUCAUGCGAGGAAAUUGUCGACCAAUUCUGGCAACUCAUCGUCAUCCGCAUCUUCUACUUCUUCUUCCUCCUCCUCUUCAGACUCCUCUUCCUCCUCAUCAGACUCCUCCUCCUCCUCCUCCUCCUCUUCAGACUCCUCUUUCUCCUCAUCAGACUUCUCCUUUCCAGAAGUGACCUCCUCCUCGAAAGAGACUACUUCUACAACAUCAUCGUCGAACAGCUCUUCCUUCUCCUUCGUGGCAUCGUUGAUUCAGUUGAAUCUGGUUCUGUUCAUCGACAUCCUAUGGCUGAAACAGAUGGCGGCCAUCUACGAGUCGUUUCUGAUCGAGAGGGUCCAAACGAGUUGUCUGGACAGUAUCUCGAAAUUGAGCGUGUACCUCUUCAGCGAUGCCCAGGCAUUGCAGAUGUUAUGGUCCUCAAGUAUACUAGAACUAUGGUUUCGUUAUAUUUAUAAGGUAUAGGCUAUUUUGGUGCGUGGUUCUUUGAGGUAGAGGCAUGUUUUGUUACAGCCUCGCCUAUGAUUAUACGAGGACUACUAUCGCUCCUCAAGUAUACUAGAACUAGUGGUUUGAAGUAGCUGAAUUUCGUUAUAUAAGGUAUAGGCUAUACCUAUAGUAUAUAUUAUCCAGGGCGCAGGGGGGGUACCGUGCAGCCGAUAAAUAUAUUUUUUUAAAUGAUACCACAACUAGAAACUAUAAUAGACCUUUCUCAUGCGUCCUCUCUAACAUGAAAUCUGCAGAUGCAGCAGAUGUCGAUGUGCAUCCGCCUAUUCGGACAACCUAUUACCUAUGCUUUGCUGUGGAAGGCGGUUUCGCUUGUCAUUUUGAACCUCACCAUGACGAUCAUGGUGCCUAUGCUCGUGGCUAGGGGGCAGUCUGCGACGGCGGAUGACGGGAGUGGUGGAGCUGGAGACGGAGGUGGAGGUGGAAGUUCACAAGGGAGAUUACUGUGAUAUAGUUGGAGUCUACACAGAUCUACUUGUGAGAACGAAUGAGUGAACGAAUUUGAGUGCUUGUAGUUGUAAAGAUUUGGUAUUAGUAGUUGCAGGUACAGCUUCAUCAAGCAUCCUUAGAAAAAUUUCCAAGAAAAAUCUGUAACAGGGGACUAUCCGCCGUCGCUGUUCGGGCCUCUUCGAGACCAUGAUGGUGUCCCCAGAAAGUAAGUAGAAGUAAGCUAGUAGUAGUGCACUUAAACAGAAAGUAAGAGCAAAGCGUUUCUACUUAAAGUAAGCUACUAGUACUCCGUAUUGUAGUUCGUAAAAUCUUCAUGUUGUAGCAUCACGAUCAGCAACUCACUGAUUCAGUUAAAUCUUGAUGACUGAGUAGUAAAAACGUACUAGCUGUAGUAAUUCUGGUUUACGCGUUUCUGAUACUAAAAAUCCACGACAUACCCAAUUUGAGUGAGUAGGUAUGAUUUUGCUGGUCAUAAACAUGAAGGGAGUUCAAUUUGUUCUAGUUUUUCUGACAUUUUUUAUUUUUCCUAAGGUACAUCUACAUCUUUUUUUUUGCCUAGUAUAGUAACGUACGUCAUUCACAUGGAAGUUAUGCAUAGGAAAUGCACCUCCUAAAAAGGACUAAAAACGACACUCUUAUUCUAUGGACAGAAGUAUACAGAAGCACAAAUAAGGUUACAACACCCAACCACGACCACAACCACUUCGACCACUUGUUCGUAUAUUACGUAACUACGAUAUAUCAUUACGAUGUAAGCUGUUGGAUAAAAGCUGAAAAAAGCUACAUGAACAAGAAUAGAUGACUAGCGCAUGAUGCUUAUGCUAUCUUAGGCAUGAUUCAUUUCGAUUCACAUAACCGCGAUGCACAUCGUGACUAAAUGGAAAAUCUUCAAAACAAAAAUGCCAAUCACACUUCUACAAGAACCUGCGUCGAACUAAUCGAAAAAGAUCAGAAGAUCAGCAUUGAAGCAUAGGUGGAAAAAAGGAGAACCUUAAGAUCCUACUAAGAUCAUACUGAGCGAGUAAAUUCUACAAGAACGUAGAACUCGAACACUCUAGGGCCGCCACUUGAUGAGUUAGCGCAAUUCAUGAGAUUCAAAAUACAGGCAGCUUCCUGUGAUCUCAAAAAUGACAAAAAUGCGCAUAAUCAGAGGCAGGCAGCUUUCUGCAAGCUCUUAGUGUCGACCAUUUUAAAAUCGAUGGC